AUGUCAUUGUACUGGCAGGUUCAGCAUGGCAUUUCCUACCGAAACUUCCCCUCCAUGUUGAAGAUGAUGCGGACGAUAGGACUGGAAAAGCUGGAGCAUUUCCAACAUGAAUCAUUGUGGUCAGUAAGAGGAAUCCUCACGACGAUGGGCAGGGUAAUAAAGGAAAAGAUCACAAAAGCUGCUAACGAAGCGAAGUGUUAUGGCCUCAUGGUGGACGAUGUUACUGACAUUCAAGUGAAAGAACAAAACAUCAUUUUCAUCCAGUAUGUGGAAAAUGCAAAUGUGCAAAUCCGCUUUUUAGCUGUCAAAGAUCUUAUGGAGGAUGCUGCGUCACCGAACGCCAAAACCAUCACUGAAAACAUUAAAGAAGAACUGGCUAAGGAUGACCUUGACGUUCAAAAAUUCCUGUGUUUGGCGUCUGAUGGAGCUUCAGUAAUGGUUGGCAAGAAUAAUGACGUAGCAGCACUGCUCAAAAGGGAGAACCCAAGACUGGUCAACGUUCACUGUAUCUGCCACAGACUGGCAUUAGCUUGUGGGGACUCCAACAACGAGGUGGAGUACAUGCUAACCAUAGAACGCCUACUGGUUCAGCUGUACAAGUGGCUCGAAAACUCCUGUGUGAAGACGGCAGCGUAUCUUAAGAUGCAAUUAAGACUUCGAGACAUGCAGCUUCCCGCUGACGAGUCUAAACGACACAAAAUUGGUCACAAACUUCAACGGGCUUGCAGAACACGGUGGCUGUCCACAGACAAAGCGGUGCUGGGGGUUUGGCAGGACUACACUGCAAUUCUGUUAACGCUCAGUGCUGACGAGUUCCGAAAUGAUGCAACUGCCAUUGGUCUACUAUCCCAGAUGAAGACCGUGAAAUUCAUAGGUAAAAAAUGAGAUUUUUAUUCUGGGUUAAGAAAGGCCUGUGUAUGUACUUAGAAGACUUUGUUAAAGUCUGAUGUUUUUAUUGACAAGUCUAGUGAACAAAUGAUUCAACGGCAUUAUGUUUCUUUUUUCUGUAGGAAGUAUUUAUAUCCUGAAGAUGAUUCUUCCUAUCCUCACAACAAUCAGCAAAUGUUUCCAAGCUGGUGUAGUUUCAUUUGCCAAGAUUGUUCCUACACUUCAGUAUGCCAAGGAACAGCUCAAGCAAAUUGCUACCAACGAGACACCUAUCGCAGUGCUAAAACAGGUACACUUUAUCAACAUGUUUUAUUGUAACUGUAAUGUAUGUAUUAUCAAUGUAGUUUUAUAAGUUGUCAAGUUGUUCUAGUGAAAAUCAGGGUGAAAACCUGUAUAUUUCUUAGUUAUCAUAACAGUUAGCGACAUAUAUAUUUAAAUAUCAAUUAUGCUAUGAGAAUAAAAAAAAACAACUACAUUAUCAGAUUUUCUGUCAUUCUUCAUGCAGGACUUGCGACCUGAAGGACGACUCCAACUUGUUUUGUAGGACUUAAGAGCAAGAGACCAGCCAGACCAGUCACUGCAAACAUCCCACCAAGAAACUCAACUCAAAAGCUUUUUGAAGAAGUAUGUUGGUGCCCUGACUGAAAACAUUGAUGCACGGUUCCAGGAGUCCUCUCCCGUACUUGAUUCCUUCAAGAUAUUUGAUUUACUUUCUGUUCCUGCAAAAACCGACGAUGGCUUCAGGUAUUGUCUACUUUGGGUACUUUGAUAUCAUGGUUUUAACAUUAAACAAAUUAGACCACUGUCUGGUUUAUGCUUUUUCAUUUACUGUUUUACAAUUUCUUUUUCUUAAAGUGAAUAUGGCUCCAGCAUGAUUAAGAAGUUGGCCGACCAUUACUUCCCAGGGCCUCAGCAUGCAGAAGACCACCAACAGCUUAUUGUGGAAUGGCAAAAGGCAAAAUAUGACCUACUGCAGUGGAAGGAAAAUGAUCUGCCACAAGCUAUUCGUCAGGGGGAAGGUUCAAUUACAGCUACUGAUUGGUGCCUAUCCAAGCUGAUG
Molecule: messenger RNA, 1948 nt
Organism: Pocillopora meandrina
Lineage: Eukaryota; Metazoa; Cnidaria; Anthozoa; Scleractinia; Pocilloporidae
Source: the annotation of a GenBank genome assembly